Messenger RNA from Fonsecaea erecta, 891 nucleotides. RefSeq lists its product as hypothetical. The coding region runs from base 1 to 891 and encodes 296 amino acids. The record is from RefSeq and is a predicted model, not a curated record. NCBI's taxonomy places the organism in Eukaryota, Fungi, Ascomycota, Eurotiomycetes, Chaetothyriales, Herpotrichiellaceae. Gene Ontology annotation, biological process: mycotoxin biosynthetic process. The transcript is spliced from 4 exons.
AUGUCUCUCCCAUCAGAUGAAAGCACACUUCCCAUGCUGUCGCAGCACAGAAUCCGAGAUGACGAGGAGGAUAUUCCACUCGAAGACAACGAGUCCGACGUCACCAGAGUCUGGCCUGCAGCUUCGUUUGGAAAGACGGCCCGUCUACGAGCACGAAGCCCCUCGGACAUGUCAACUUGGUCCUACAGCCCCCCCAAUCCACAAAGAAGAAGACGCCAGUUCGUCAUUCUUGUCUUGCCUUGGUUUCGCUGGGGUCUGGUCGUCUUUUUGCAGACCGUCAUUCUAGUUCUUUUGUGGCGGCAAAGCCUGAGAGGAGCAGAAGGAGAAGUGGAUCCUACAUUGAGAGGCAAAACAGUCGAGACGGGAGGAGAUAUCAAUGGUCUCUACAAAACAACAUCACACACGUACACAUUCUUGAAGCCCGACCCGGACAGAUUCAUUCCCAACAUGACGUCGAACGAUGACCGGCUACAGAUACGGAAAAAUUGGGACUUGCUCAUGCCGUUGGGCAGUGGUAGCGUCGCCAUCCCAGAGUAUCGCGACCAUCCGCUUCUCGGAGACCCAAUUACGGAUGAUCCCAUUCGUUCUGGUCCCCUUUUCGAGGCGUCGUGGACGCACGCCUUGCAUUGCUUAUAUUAUGCCGUGGACAGCUACCAUCAACUCAUCGUCAACGGGCGCACGGACAACGACAACCCGUACCAUGCCGCCCACUGCUUCGAGUACCUUCGCAACAGCAUCUUAUGCAACCUCGACAUGACCUUGGAGGGGUCGAUGUCGACCCCGGAUGAUAAGGAACGGGGCCAGCCUCACGUUUGUCGAAAUCGAGAGGAAGCUAUUGCCUGGAUCGAGGCAAGGAGGGUGGACGAUUUGCAGGACAUUGUUGGGCCGUAG